AUGGUCUCCGUUGCCACUUCCCAUUCACCGGCCCUCAGUGCCACACCCUCUAUCCAUCGAACAAAAAUGCUUCAAACAUCAUCUCCUGUAUCCAUACUUAAAUCCACCAAGCAGAACAGUAUGAAGCGCAAAAUUGACGAUUCCGAAAUGACAAUCUCUCCCCCUCCAUCCGACGGACCCUCCGAACAACACCCCGCCAAACGUCCUCGAGUCACCUGGAAUGAAAAUGAUUCCAUUCGAACGUUCUCUCCACUGGAUGGAAGUAAACCUGGAAAGCAACCUCCUCCAACCACCCCGGGGAAGAGUGCAGCGGUUAUUCGUGAAGAAGUACGUCGGGCCAUUCAUCGCCAUGUUACCGCUGGGGAUAGCGAGGCCUAUGACCGAAUCAAGCAGGUUUUUGCUUUCGACCCCAGAAAACCAGACUCGAGCGGGCAGUCAUGGUACACACCGUCACAUGCCGACCUCAGGAAUCAUUUGAUGGGUCUCCUCUCUCAUGUCGCCUCUUUGGAUCGGGACUGCUCGAGUCUGGUGCAAGCUGUGCUCAACAGCGAAUGGUUAGGCCGAGACGAAGCCUAUGUAAAACUUUUUAUCCGAUUCCUGGGCAACUUGGCCGCUGCACAGGGUACCUACCUUGUUCAAAUUUUCAGAAUGCUUACCAGCAAGCUUUCCGGAAUCCCCAAUGGCACUGGAAAACUUCCCGACUACCCUCCCGUCAAUCCUGCUGAAAUCUACAGUCGUAUCCACUUGGCUCUACGACAUUUAAUGCGCCUCAUUCCUGCUGGAAGUGGAAGCCUGUCACCAGUCUUGAUUCAACAAUUUCCUCCUGACCCCGAUGCUGCCAAAAACUUCAUCGCCUAUACACGCAACCUUAUCAGAAUAACCACCUACGCGCCCGAGCUCCAGUCUGAUAUUCUUGCCUUGAUUACAGAAAGACUUGUCAAGAUAGAUGUGCAGAUUCAGAUUGAUUUGGAAGAUGUUGAGGAUGAAUUUGGAGAAAACUUCCUACUUGAAGAAGCCCCGGACGCAGAGGAAGAACUUGACGACUCCGACUCCGAUCUCAGUGAUGACGAGGAUGAGGAUGAUCAGCGCUCCACCGCAAUCAAGUCAAACGUCCACAAAGUUGACGGUAUCCUCGAUAUCCUUUUCGAAUUUUUCUCGGAUUCCUUCCAGGCUGCUGCCAGUGGAGACGAUAAAGAGAACAUCUUGGAUCUUCUCAUCAGCCAUUUCCGUUCCAUUAUUCUCCCUACCUACAAGUCCCGCCACUCACAAUUCCUUCUCUUCCACUUUUCACAAUCAUCCCCGGAACUUGUUGACCGAUUUGCUACCGAGUGUAUUGAGAUCAUCUCCAGCAAAUUGCAACCUAGUUUGACACGCCAGUCUGCAGCGGCCUAUCUGGCAAGCUACGUCGCUCGCGGUGCCCAUAUUCCUGGCGAGGCUGUGCGUGAUGUAUUCGAUCUCCUGCUCACUCACUUGGACACCCUACAAUCGGACUACGAACCCAAUUGCCGUGGUCCGGAUCUUCGAUGCUUUGCCCCAUUUUACUCUACUGCUCAAGCGGUGUUCUAUAUCUUUUGUUUCCGUUGGCGUGAUUUGACAAACGCAGCUAUCGAGGGAGAUAGCGAGGAUCAAAUCGAUGAGCUUGAACCGAGUCAAAUAACCUUCCCACCCAACGUCAAAGAGUAUCUGCACAGGGCUAUUUACUCGCGGCUUAACCCGCUUAAGAUUUGCUCUCCUACUAUCGUGACCCAGUUUGCACGCAUUGCCAAUCACUUCCAAUUGCUCUAUGUAUACCCGCUCCUCGAGACCAACAAGCGCCUUCGCGUCACCGCCUUCCGCAGCAUUGCUACUCUCGCAAGUGCCCAGGUCUCUCGUGAAAUUCGUGCAAGUGACCAUCUUGGCUAUCAACUCGAUGCAUACUUCCCCUUUGAUCCAUACCAUUUACCCCGAAGUCGGCGCUGGUUGGAAGGCGACUAUGUCGAAUGGCGUGGCAUUCCUGGCUUGGACGAUAAUGAAAACUCCGACAGUGAGGCAGACGAGGAUGAUGACGAAGGGGACGAUGCCACUGCAACUGACGAAGAAUAA
This is a messenger RNA of Penicillium angulare, 2082 nucleotides long. Its product is annotated as rDNA-binding RNA polymerase I transcriptional factor. Gene Ontology annotation, molecular function: RNA polymerase I core binding; RNA polymerase I general transcription initiation factor activity. Bases 1 to 2082 code for a protein of 693 amino acids. Lineage: Eukaryota; Fungi; Ascomycota; Eurotiomycetes; Eurotiales; Aspergillaceae. Gene Ontology annotation, cellular component: nucleus. The transcript has a single exon. Gene Ontology annotation, biological process: transcription initiation at RNA polymerase I promoter. The record is from RefSeq and is a predicted model, not a curated record.